AUGACGUCCUUCGUUGCUCUCAACAUCGAGCCAGAUGACUACAGCGAAGAGGAAAUUGAUGACACGAAGGAAAUCCAAAUCGAAGAAGCUCUAAAGCUUUAUCAUAAUGCCUUGAAGCUUCAUUCUCAAGGGCCCCAAUUCUAUGACCAAGCUUCUGAGGCAUAUGAAACGUUAUUUAAAUCCGAAAUAUUCAACUAUCCGGAAUCGACCUCGGAGUAUAAGAGGAGUCAACUUGAAGGGCCCGAGACUCAACAUGAAAUCUUUCUUGUGGAAGCGGCAGCGGAAUCUGCUGCUCCUUUAGAUGCUAGCGACACAGUUUCCAGUGCUUUGCCCCAGACACUCUACCUCUCGCAUAGAAACCGAGGCCAGUUUACGUUAGAUUAUCUGAGGCAUUUACUACGCUCGAAGAAAGCUGAUGAGAGCAAUAAAUCCUUUAUUGACGUAUCUGCCGCUUCUGGUUCAGCAAUCAGAUCAUUCGCCGAAGCCCUGGAGAGGGACGAUACCGACUUGGAGCUAUGGAGGAAAAGCGCCAGGAUUGGAGAUGCACUCCAAAGUAAUCGCCUCACCAGAUUUUGCUUAGAAAGUGUGUUGGAAGGCGGCGAUGACGGGUUUGACGAUGGAUUCGAACAGUUAGGUCUAGAACAAGCUUUUGCAGGUGAAGAUCUCCGCAAAGUACUCGAUGUCCUAAGCGACAAGCUGUCUAUGUUGCAACGGCCACUCAAACGACCAAGAAGAGCUAUUCGUCGUCUUCUACAGAAGCAAAUCGAUCCUUUCCCGUAUCUUCCAAGAGGGUCUAGUGUUUCAACUACAUCUCUGAACUUGCUUGGAAUUCCACCUAGCCGUCACGUCCUCACACCUACAAGCGCAAGCUGGACUGCGGUAGGUGGAGCUCUCCUGCGGGCUUUGCUAGAUGAACAAACGGGCGAUAUUAGCUUUACUCCAGGGGCAGCUAUAGGAAUCUCUGUUCAGGAGUGUCAUGAUUCGAUUGAAAUUUCUCCGUCCUCUCGUCCUCUUAUUCAACAAAACUCCGUACAUGACAAACGUGGGGAUGGAGCCAACCCAAAUUUGGAUAUUGAACUUCCUGAUGCGGAGCCUCAGCAUGUCCUUCACUUACCAGCAGAAGGUUCUAAUAAAGCCCAUUCCUCGAUCGCCUCUAAUGACGAUAAUAGAGAACCAAGUCCUCAUCCUGAACAGGCUUCGGAGAUUCACCCUGAAAGCUCUCAGGGAAAAUCUGAUGAGAAACCAGAGCAAAACCCACCGCAGAUAACGCUGGAUGCAUUCGAGCAGACAACAGCUGUAUCACAGUCUCGAAAAAGAUCUUCUGCAUCUGCCGGAAACGAUGAACAACCGGAUGGUGGAAGAAUGAAAAGCCGUCGCAUUCGAGCUCGCGAAUCCAAUGCCGAAGUCCAUGCCCCAUCGGGGCCCGCACCUUUCGAUGCAGCUAAAUAUUUUGAGGAACACCUAGAACAGUAUGUACAUGCCGACCAGUGGAUGUUUGGAGUUGUGGGAGCUUUGCUGUCCAAGGCUGGCGUCGAAGAUCUGGGAACGAUCGAUGAAAUGCAAGAGAUUUUGUGCUUCGACGGCAAUCAGGAGCCUCCGGAAAACAACACCCAAAACUAUAUUGCCCAGCGCACUCUUUAUAAUGAUCUUCGAAAAGUAGUCGAGAAGUGGGACGAUGAAAAAGCUCAAGUUGCUUUACAGAGUGAUAUUUAUUCCGCAGAUUCGACCGACAGCAUAAAUGGAACGAAAAGAUCGGGAAUGAGUGUAUUUCUCGAUCAUUCUCGACAAAGUCAUCCCAAUCCCGAUAAGGAGAUUACUCUCGUAGAGGACGAUGGGCUGUCGGUUUUUUUGGAGCAUAUCAACGGUGGAUGGAUUUGCCCUAGUGAGGCCGCAUUUCUGUGGUUGGAACAGCACUUGAAGCCUAAUCCCGGCCAUGAAUUGCGAUCUGACGACGAGAACCAGUACAUGGGAAGUUCUACCUAUACGAACCGGCUUUGGACAAGGCAUAUGAAGGAGACAGCCAUGCAAAUCCUCAUAAAUAACGACGAAUUCAUUUAUACCAAGUUUAACGACUUUGCAAUGGCCUGGGAGCAAGCCAUACUGAACUCCACAAGCAACGUUUCGUCUCCGCACCUUUUGGCUUGUGCGGAGAUAACGCAAAGCAUUUACGAACUACAUCUUGAUAUAUACGCCUCAAUUAGCGGACCUGGCAGUGAUCCUUGCGAUCACUUAAAAGUAUUAGAAGAACGAGAUCGUCUCAAUAGAUGGAGCACUCUUGCACGCGCUUUUAUGAACUAUCAGAACGAUGUAUGUGUAGGGAAAACCCUUCAAAUUACCAUUCAACUUCGUCACUUAUGGGCCUCUGUUUUCCACUUUAACCUGAUGGAGGAAGUUCCCCGAGACUAUGUCUUCCUUUGUCUCAAGGACUUGAGACGUGUAUUGGUCGCCCUUGGAAACCCAUCGAUACCUCUGCUAAACAAUUCAACAAUGCCUGAAAUAUCUGUUUCCGCGAUAGAUGAAGAGAUUUCAAGGCUCAACUCCAUGGACUUUUUUACGAAUAUUUUCAAUUCCGAUUCCGAUGAUCCUGUUCAUCUUAUUGAAAGCAUUGAACCUAUUCUGGACCCAUCAUCUGUGGAAUUUGUUCAUGCUUCGCCAUCCGGGAAUGAGUUUAAAAGGCCAAUGGAGAGCACAGAGUCAUCUGCAAAUUCUUCAUUAAUGUCCGCUAUCCAGGGCAUGAUUUCGUUUUUAGAUCGGGGCGAUGCAACUUUACGGCUUUUCCUCUGGAGGAAGCUUAGAAACGCAUAUGAAUCUAUUCAAUAUUUCCCCAAAGUCAUAUCUUGCUACCUUCGGAGUAUUGAAAUAGUUGCUGGAGAGCUUCAAAAUCCCUCAUACCUGAAAGUGUCGAGUGGACUCCGGCAAUUUUCACUGUUGAAGUGGAUUAAAACUCUUGACGAUUUACUAAGUAAGGUGGUUGGGAAGGUCACAGACGAGCCCGAAAAAUCGUUCGAGUGUUUUGAUGUGGCGCAUUUACAGUCUUCUAUGUCUGCUGUAGUUCGGAUUUCCAAACUGCUCCAUUCUUUUGCCCUAUUCGAAGACUCAGUUCGCGUUGGUCAAGUUACCAUUCCGGAUAUACGGCCAGCAUCAACAGCCAAGACUUUGGAGCAGUUCAAAGAGAAACUUCGAGGAAUGCAAGUUAAAGCAUGGGUUUUGCUCUAUGCAUUGCUCGGAGAAUUCAUGGAACAAAAUAAGGAACUAUUUGACACCCCUAAUGACGACCGUAUUCAUUACCUACGUUCUGUCCAUAACGCUCUCGGAAUUCGAUGUUAUUGCAAAUGUUCCCACAAGCUGCUUCUGAAACUUAUGAAGAAAGAGUUGUUGACUCUCCCAACAGAAGAUAGCUAUGAAUUUGACGUCUCACAGGUUCUAUUUGACCUGUACGGUCUAAAGUUCUUGAACCUUGACGACAUUGCGAAUCAUGGGUGCCCCAUUGAAAGACUGGAUCGCGCCUCAGCUGUUAUGAUGAUCGAUUUUGUUAUGACGCAAGUCAAUAGAAUGAAUGUCAAAGAUGUGCACAAGUCAGAAUUGAGGCCGACUAUAGACACCAUGCAAAUGGCUAUUGGCAGGGCCACCAAGUUCUCCACGCCUCUGACUUUCAACAAGCGUGUUUUAUCAGCUUUCCUGAAAUCAUCGAUCAACCCAUCCGACAUGUUUCGUGCAGUUCAAGGAAUCGGGGAGGUAUCAAUGGUCCCUGUUUAUACAGAUAGCCUUGAACUUGCGGAUAAAGGUUGGUACUAUCUCCUCGGCUAUAUAUCCCUGUCAAAAUUUCGGGCCCAGAAAAGAAUAACUGCAAUCCCAACCGACGAUCUGGAUGUUGCAGCGUCUUUUUUCAGGCAAGAGCUGGAACAUGGCACAGGCAAAUGGGAAACAUGGUACCGCCUAGCUCAAGUGUACGACCUGAAGCUAGAGGAGGAUAUCGCAUGGUCUGCCGACAAGUUGAACAACAAUCGAUCAGACCUAGCAAUUUUACAGCGGAGGGCGAUACACUGUUUCACCAUGGCAAUUGCGGCUGCUGUACGAACAGCCGACUCGUCACCUGAAACGAAAAGAAAGAUAUCUGACCUCUAUACCGAAUUUGGAUUUCGGAUAUAUGCAUCAGCGACAGAGCCUCUGUCCAUGGAAGCUUUUAGUUUGUCUGAAUUUACGAGGCAUUACAGCAGCGGCGAAAACCAACAAAUGUACAAGGCAAAGCCAUUCCCAGAAAUGAACAAGUAUUCAGCAUGGAACUUUGCAAGCUACCUUUUUCGACGAGCGAUGGAUGAGCGGCCUAAUUAUUGGAAGAACUAUUACAUGUUCAGCAAAUGUCUCUGGAAAAUGCUCUGCUGCGAUGCUGCCACACGGGGACAACACUCCCCCGUGGAAGUUGACGAAGUACUAGAUUCAUUAGUUGAUGCAAUCGAAGCAUUGCCAUCGAGAAGGGACAGUCGAUCAGAUCCAGUCCUUGAACCUCAUUACAAGCUCGUAUCUAUUUCCCACAAGCUCGUUCAUAGAGGACUCUUGAAGCCUGAGAGUGCAAGGGACCGACUUCUUGCGACGCCCUAUGCGCGGAAAGUCAGCCUGAAUAACGCUGAAUGGAAGCCCUACAUCCUGGAGGUAUUAAGAAACCUUCGGAACGCGGACAAGUCGAACUGGCAUCAUCGUAUUGUCUUGCGGGCCGCGCAUAUAAUCUAUGAUGAUUCAAAGGACGAUGCAUCUGCCUUGGCAGCUAAAUCUGAGGUUUCGCAGCAGAUAUUCACUAAAACCAUGACACUUCAAGUUUGGAGACCGGAAAACGAGCGUGCAGGAAGACACUUUGUUUAUACAACUCGAUAUGUGUACUUUUUCGUCGGCCUUUUAAAUCAGCUGAAUGAUCGAGCAAGCUUGGAUAUGCUCAUUCGGCGCGUACGAAGGAAACCAAACGACUAUGUCAACCAUUCUAAGCUAUGGGAAGAUAUGUGCUUAACUUAUAUCAAACUUUUCCGCCGCGUCGGCGAGAUUCCAGAAGGGCAUGAAGACACUGUUUUCAAACCCGUCAGCCACGACGAGUUCGCCAUAUACUGCACGCGCCUGGAAGACUGGUGCCAGCACCAUUCCACGGAGACCCAUCUGGUAGAUUUUCUCAAAGAUGCCGUUGAGCUGAAAAAAUUGAACAACGGCCUCAUGAAACCUGCUAUAUUCGAAGACCUUGUCGCCGAUACCUACGCUGUUCUCUACCAGAGUAAUGUACCCAAAUUCAUCGAGCAAGUAACUGAAGAAGAGAGCCGCGAACGGAUGAAGGUAGACCAUCUCCUUGUGGCCAGCGAUGGUCCAGAUGGUACUCAAACACCACCGGUUUCCUCCACUCACGCUCAGCCCGGUCCCAAACCGCGGUUCAAGGGAGUAUCGCGUAAAGAGCUCCAACGUAAAGCCGAAGCAAUCGCCACAAGAGCCCUGGCGCCGAAACCAGCACCGAAGCCCCCCGUGCGUCAAGCGGAUGAGGAGACCUCUACUUCCAAGCCACAAGGAACUAUCGAAGUCGCAAUACCGUUGCUACCCAGCAAAGAGGAAGCCUCGGGCAUCCAAAGCAGUGUUCCGGGCAGCGUUCAUGACAGCGCCGAUAAUGAGAGCGAACUUAGCGAAAUCGACGAGGAGAAGAUAUUAGAAGAACACGAUGAAGCAGCGGCUACGGGAACUGCCCCCGCCCAAGCUUCAUUUUCGAAUGCAUUGAUCAAGAGGGUUAUGUCUCCAAAGCCUGGGUCGGACGACCCAUCGACGAAUGUCAGCGUUGCUGAUGGCGCAGAGGUCGAGUCGGGUCCUGCUGCUUCGGCACAGGAUGCGAAAUCGGAACUUGAACCUACGGAGGUAGAGCCUUUAGACGUGGACAUGGAGGGGGAUGCUUAA
This is a messenger RNA of Blastomyces dermatitidis ER-3, 5916 nucleotides long. RefSeq lists its product as uncharacterized. The coding region runs from base 1 to 5916 and encodes 1971 amino acids. Gene Ontology annotation, molecular function: nucleosome binding. The record is from RefSeq and is a predicted model, not a curated record. The transcript has 5 exons. Gene Ontology annotation, biological process: chromatin organization. Gene Ontology annotation, cellular component: HIR complex; nucleus. Lineage: Eukaryota; Fungi; Ascomycota; Eurotiomycetes; Onygenales; Ajellomycetaceae.